AUGACUCAACAACACUUCUGUUCCGAUGCUUCACCAUCAUCAUCAACAACAUCCACUCCAAUCAGACACCGCUCCAAACGAAAAACACCAAAAACAUAUCCCUCUCAGUUGCUUAUUGAAAGCAGCACUGCUCCAUCAUUAUUCAAUCCUUCUUCUCCUACCUUUUUCAAUGAUCAAAAGAUUCAAGAUGGAGAAGAAAUCAAUCCUUCCACCUCCCAACCACAAGAUACUACUCUCUCCUCAUCAUCCACACCAAAUACAUCUCUUUCUUUGAGUGCUUUGAAGAUUAACACAACACCAAACUCUUUGAAGCAACAAGACAACGAUGAAGAAGUACCUUCUCCACCUUCAUCGUGUGUGUAUGAUGCUGUAUUUGGAACUGUUAACAGUAAUACUGCUGCAUCAUUGGUAAACACACAUGAUUUUGGAAAUGCUUAUUGGGAUGGCAACACGAAUUUUAUGUACAAUGACAAUUUCAACAUGCCACUCGCUCUCUCAGCAGAGGAUGAACAAAUGUUAGACCCUGUUGUCGAUGAUCGAAUAAUUGUUCUGUCACAAAUACUUUCCGAACAAGAAACGAUUGAUGCUUCCAUGCACACUACUCUUACACAAGAAUUGAAUGAAAAUCUAAACAUUUAUUCACAACAAAAACACGAACGUUGUCCCACCCCUAUUGAACAAUCACUUCAAGAACAAGUACCAACAUCUCCCAUUUUACGAAUGGUAAACCCUUUUGAAUAUAUCACAAACCAAACGCAAACCGAACAGUGUUCUGAAGUUCAGGAUGAAGAACCUCUUUCAAGAUCUCGAUCCAAUAGCAGUGCAAGUGGAAAAUUUAAUCGACCCAGCAAGAAGCAAAAAACCUAUACAUUAACACGCCUGAAAGAAUUACCUAUCGAUAUCAAGCACGUAAUUUUAAGCUUUUUGCCUUACUUGCCCAUGAAGUUUUAUUUGAGAUUGGCAUUUAACAGGUUGCAUCAAGACAUGUUUUCAAAACAACUGAUACGAAAUUCUUUCGGAAGAUUUGCAGCGAGUACUCGUCGAUCCUGUGUAUUUAUACCAUACCUUAAUGUGGAGCUGAUAUUUACCACCGAGCCCUUCGAUCCAUUGAUCAACUCAACUAGCAACAUUGAAAAUUCACAACAUGAAGAACUUCAGUCUUCGCAACCCUCAAAUGUUUCGAACACCACUCAUCAUUCUCAAUCAAUCACAAGAUCCGACAUGGAGACACUCUGUAUGCUUUAUGCUCCAAUUUUCAAUCACGCCAAAAACUUGAAAAUAUCCACUGUCCUCACACGAGGUGGCGAAGAAGGAUUCCCUCGAACCACAACGUCAUUCAAUCAUGUGCCUUCUUCAAACAUGCACGACAAGUUACAAAUGUUUAUGCAGGUCUUACAUGAUUUUAAGGUUCGCUACAAGCUUGUUAAAAGUUGCUUGGAGUUUUCUAAUUCUCCUUUUGUGAAACCUUUUCUCUCCUCUAUUCCAAAACAUGCAUUUUCAUCUGAAAAGACGUCCUCUCUUUUUUCUGGAUUGAAGUCAAUCUAUUUAAAUUUUGAUUUUCCUAAUUCGACAAAUAACGAUGACACUGCAACAGACGAUUCUAGUACGCAAGAACCUUUUAUGUAUGAGCCCAAUUCUACUUUUGAUCCUCUGAUCACCAAUAUUAAUUUGAAUCAACCCUUUAUUUCUGUGAAUAAGGUCAUUCCUCAUUUGCACAGAUUUCCCAAACUACGAAACUUUCAGACUUGUUUAUAUUUUUCUGACAGUCUACAAGAAUCUCCCAUGGACAUGACACCACUUUGUUCCAUCCAAAGAAUACAUCUCUGCAAUAUUUCAAGCAAGCUGCUGGAGAGAUUAUUCUAUCAUUCAGAUAACAAGAUCAAAACUCUAAUCUUAACUGGUUUGAGUUAUUCACCACUAGAACUCUUAAUGAGUGCUAAAACUCCAAUCAUGAAGAACUUGCGUCAUCUUUCUCUCCAAUUUUCAGAGAAUGACCUCAUCACAGAUUCCAAGUUUUCUGAAUUUUUGGCAUCCAAUUGCAUCCCUUCAUUGAGAUCUUUGGAAAUUUCAGAGCCUCAAGUUGAGAAUCAAAGACCACGUCCAGAAUGUACUCUGAGUGGCCUUUCUCAAAACUCGUCCAUUACCAAACUUUCAUUGGUCUUCUUUUUACAUUUAGGUGCAACUGCAGCCUACAAUUUAUCUGCUUCGAACAUUACCUCUCUCACAGUGGCCAAUUCAUUUAGCAAUGCCACUCGCUUCUCUGCUUUCAUGGAUGGACUCGCCCAGAAUAAGGUCAUUAAGAGACUACACAUCUCGACACAUUUCUCGUCACGAUUGGCCUUUGAGAAUUUUCUAACCAACAAUAAGGUGUGUGAGAAGUUUAUUGCUGAAUAUGAUGAUCGAAAUCGACUGUUAGUGCUCAGCAUUGAAUGCUUGAAACAGUUAAAGACCAAUCAAGCAUUAAAAGUCCUGAAAUUGCUGAAUUUUACGUUUGAUACCGAAGAUGAGGUUGUCGAAGAAGUAUUGGCCAAUUCCAUACCACAAAUUGAUGUUGCCAUUUGUAGAACCUCAUUUGCAUCAAGUUUCUCUCAACAAUAA
Messenger RNA from Naegleria fowleri, 2598 nucleotides. RefSeq lists its product as uncharacterized. The coding region runs from base 1 to 2598 and encodes 865 amino acids. NCBI's taxonomy places the organism in Eukaryota, Heterolobosea, Eutetramitea, Acrasida, Naegleriidae. The transcript has a single exon. The record is from RefSeq and is a predicted model, not a curated record.